This is a messenger RNA of Pongo pygmaeus (Bornean orangutan), 2687 nucleotides long. It is a transcript of the gene ELMOD3, whose product is annotated as ELMO domain containing 3. The record is from RefSeq and is a predicted model, not a curated record. Bases 752 to 1897 code for a protein of 381 amino acids. NCBI's taxonomy places the organism in Eukaryota, Metazoa, Chordata, Mammalia, Primates, Hominidae. The transcript has 14 exons.
ACGGAAGAGGCUGUGCGCAUGAGCCGAUGAGGCCUAGCCUAGGCGGCGGGACCCCCAAGUUUGGAAAGCUCUAUUUACGGCUAUGCGAAAGUUCUGUCCAAAGGCCGCUCACAGCCCCUGUCUGACUGGGUGUCAUGAUGAAUUGAGCUCUCUGUUACCUGCGCAUCACAACCGAUAGUAACUGUCCCUACUGAAGGUCCCAGGAGUGCUCCAGCCAGGUGUGGAAAGCUGGUCACGAUUCUAUGCUACUUGGUUCAUUUUCUCCACAGCAACAGAAGAGCCCUCCUGAGAUUGCUAUUACCAUACCUGCCUGUCACCUUGCCAAGGCUGGCCAAUGUGUGUUUUGUCGCAGACUGUCAUGGAGGCCAUGAUGGAGGAAAAGGAAAGGGGAGGCAGAUGUUGAGGCCCCAGAGGCCACAGUGAGAGCAGUUUAGUUCCUGAGGUGCCAGGACUAAGGGGGCAUUGCCCUGUCCCUAGGAUUACAGUGAGCCACAUGUCCAGCCCAAGAGCCAGGAGAGCUGAGGCUUCGAAGACCUCAGGGGACUUCUCUCAGCACUCACAGAAACCUCCUACACCCUCGGAUGGCACAAAGGGACUGUUUUCUUACUCUUAGUCUGAGUGACUGCCAAGAAGGAAGGCAAAGGUAGAGCAACUGGAUCUCUGGCUCUCCACAUAGCUUCUGAUCUCAGACCUUACUAAAACGCCUUCUGGGCCCAAGGACAAAGCUCACAUGAACAAAUGAUUUUGAGUCAUGAAUGAAAAAUCUUGCUCUUUCCAUAGUAAAGAAGAAUUAAGAGAUGGACAGAGCGAAAGAGUGUCUGCUGGGUAUUCUUCAUCAUAUGACAAGGACAAGAGUGUUCUGGCUUUCAGAGGAAUCCCUAUCUCAGAGUUGAAGAACCAUGGCAUUCUCCAGGCUCUGACCACAGAAGCUAAUGAAUGGGAGCCACGUGUUGUGAGUACAGAGGUGGUCAGAGCCCAAGAAGCAUGGGAAGCUGUGGACACCAUCCAGCCAGAGACAGGGAGCCAAGCUAGCUCAGAGCAGCCUGGGCAGCUAAUCUCCUUCAGUGAGGCCCUGCAGCACUUCCAGACUGUGGACCUUUCCUCCUUCAAGAAAAGAAUCCAGCCAACUAUUCGAAGGACUGGGCUCGCCGCCCUCCGACACUACCUCUUCGGGCCUCCAAAGCUCCACCAGCGCCUUCGGGAAGAAAGGGACUUGGUCCUGACCAUUGCUCAGUGUGGCCUGGAUAGCCAAGACCCAGUGCAUGGCCGAGUCCUCCAGACCAUCUAUAAGAAGCUGACCGGCUCCAAGUUUGACUGUGCCCUUCAUGGAGACCACUGGGAGGACCUGGGCUUUCAGGGAGCGAAUCCAGCCACAGACCUGAGAGGCGCAGGCUUCCUUGCCCUCCUGCAUCUCCUCUACCUGGUGAUGGACUCAAAGACCUUGCUGAUGGCACAGGAGAUUUUCCGCCUGUCUCGUCACCACAUCCAGCAAUUUCCUUUCUGUUUGAUGUCUGUGAACAUCACCCACAUCGCCAUCCAGGCCUUGAGAGAGGAGUGUCUCUCCAGAGAGUGUAAUCGGCAGCAGAAGGUCAUCCCCGUGGUGAACAGCUUCUAUGCCGCCACAUUCCUCCACCUCGCACAUGUCUGGAGGACACAGCGGAAGACCAUCUCAGACUCAGGCUUUGUCCUCAAAGAGUUGGAAGUAUUGGCCAAGAAGAGCCCACGGCGGCUGCUCAAGACCCUGGAGCUGUACUUGGCCAGGGUGUCAAAGGGACAGGCCUCCUUGUUGGGUGCACAGAAGUGCUAUGGGCCAGAAGCCCCUCCCUUCAAGGAUCUCACCUUCACAGGUGAGAGUGACCUUCAGUCUCACUCAUCCGAAGGCAUAUGGCUGAUCUGACCUCCGAGAUGAAUGGAGGCUUAAAGGCUGAGCUGCAGGGGCUUUCAGAGGGUCAGUGGAGCCAUGUCAGGAGCCUGGCCAGGCCGCACCCCUUGCUGUCUCAGCAGAUGGGAUAUAGGAAGCUCCUGGGCUUAGCUGUGGGAAGCCAAGUACCCUCACCGGCGUGGGACAUGAGGGGCAGCUAGACUUCACCCCCUUCCCGCAGGCCUGCCUCCAGAGCAAGGAGAAUUCUGUCCUAAUCUGUUGGGCUCCAGUCUCUGGGUUGAAUUCCAGUGUAUCCCACUGGGAGUGAAUGGAUCAUGAGGUGGGAUGGCCCCAUCUGGAUGUUCUGCAGAUCCCCACAUGGGAGGAGAUUCCCAAGUAGAGGCAGCCAGAAUUCUGACUCGCUGGCAGCAGCGGGGCUUUCAGGCACCGGUGUCUGUGUUGUUAGAACUCAAAGGAAGAGGGCAGGGGCAGCAGCCGACAGCGGGCAGCAUGACCCAAGCAAGGGGCCUGAGGCCUCAGUGGGGGUGGGGCAAGGAGGUGCCUCACAGGUGGGUGUCAGGCCCCCUCUGGAGUUUCUGGCCAUUCACUUACCCACUCUCUUCUCCCCUUGACCCCUGCUCCAUUGUUUAUGAUGGAAAAUGGACAUUUGGCUAGGUGUCUCUCACGGCUGCUCCAUCCUAGCCCCCACAAGCUGGGGCUUCCUCCUGUAGAUGCUGUGCACGCCCCGUGAUGGGUUUCUGGCCUAAUUGAGGGAAGGAGGAAAUUCAUACCAGCAGUUUUCAAAUAAAAGAAUUGUUCUAAUUAA